This is a messenger RNA of Myotis myotis, 1290 nucleotides long. RefSeq names its product claudin 7 (gene CLDN7). Gene Ontology annotation, molecular function: structural molecule activity. Gene Ontology annotation, cellular component: bicellular tight junction; plasma membrane. Bases 448 to 1083 code for a protein of 211 amino acids. The record is from RefSeq and is a predicted model, not a curated record. NCBI's taxonomy places the organism in Eukaryota, Metazoa, Chordata, Mammalia, Chiroptera, Vespertilionidae. Gene Ontology annotation, biological process: bicellular tight junction assembly; cell adhesion. The transcript has 4 exons.
CCUACAUAUACCCGGUGCGCCGCACCUGUCCGCCCGCAUCCGCCCGCCCGCACCCGCCAGCUCACCGCCGCUUGCACCUCGGCCCCGGGCCGACAGCCCAGCGUCCAGCGGGGACUUCAGCACCCGGAGCCGCCCCUUCGGCGCCUCCACCUUUUGUUUGGGAAGCGUCGCCGACAGCACCGGAGGGAACGGCCUGGACUCCGGGGAUCGCCUUUGCCGGCCACUGGUCCUCGGAGCGUCACCUGUUCCCUCUGCGGAGACCCUCGCCCGCCGGAGGGGCGAUUGGUUUCUUUCGGGUGAUAAAAACUUCGCAGUCACUCGACCAGAAACUGUUUUGCGCUUUGGGUGACCUAUAACUGCAGCCCCAGCCGUCUGGUGGGCUCGCCCCUCGAAGUUUCCUUUGCUGCAGAGGCUCCCGCCCGCGCCCCUCGUCUUUGUGAGGGCGGAAUGGCCAACUCGGGCCUGCAGCUGCUCGGCUUCGCCAUGGCCUUGCUGGGCUGGGUGGGCCUGGUGGUGUGCACCGCCCUCCCGCAAUGGCAGAUGAGCUCGUACGCGGGAGACAACAUCAUCACAGCCCAGGCCAUGUACAAGGGGCUGUGGAUGGACUGCGUGACGCAGAGCACGGGGAUGAUUAGCUGCAAAAUGUACGACUCGGUGCUUGCCCUGCCCGCGGCCUUUCAGGCCACGAGAGCGCUCAUGGUGGUGUCCCUCGUGCUGGGCUUCAUGGCCAUGUUCGUGGCCACUAUGGGCAUGAAGUGCACACGCUGUGGGGGAGACGACAAAGUGAAAAAGGCCCGGAUAGCCAUGACCGGAGGCAUCAUUUUCAUCGUGGCAGGUCUGGCUGCUUUGAUAGCUUGCUCCUGGUACGGCCAUAAGAUUAUCACAGACUUUUAUAACCCUUUGGUCCCCAUGAAUACUAAGUACGAGUUUGGUCCUGCCAUCUUCAUCGGCUGGGCAGGGUCUGCUCUGGUCCUCUUGGGAGGUGCAAUGCUCUCUUGCUCCUGUCCUGGGAGUGAGGGCAAAGCUAGGUACGGUGCGCCCCGCUCCUACUCUAAGCCCAGCUCUGCCAAGGAGUAUGUGUGAGCUGGGACUCCGUUGCCCCAGCCUGGCAACCUAGACACUUAAAAGGACCUGGGGCAGAGCUCAGCCUGUGGGCAGGGUGUGCGGCGGCAGCCCUGGGUCAUGCAGUCCUGUACACCACGUUCAGUUCCCUGGGGGCUGGGUGGGGGAGAACAAAGGAGAGCGGAUGUGCUUUUUGUACAGUAAUAAAACGUAUGUUUUGGAAAGUAG